Messenger RNA from Etheostoma cragini (Arkansas darter), 1207 nucleotides. It is a transcript of the gene inka1b, whose product is annotated as inka box actin regulator 1b. Lineage: Eukaryota; Metazoa; Chordata; Actinopteri; Perciformes; Percidae. Gene Ontology annotation, cellular component: nucleus. The transcript is spliced from 3 exons. Gene Ontology annotation, molecular function: protein serine/threonine kinase inhibitor activity; protein kinase binding. The record is from RefSeq and is a predicted model, not a curated record. Bases 175 to 1092 code for a protein of 305 amino acids.
GUCAAAGUCAGCUAACAGACCUUCAUGGGGUUAGAUGAGGGAACUAUACAGAGCGACGCUUCAUCUCUGACCAGCUGUAAACCUUGUGGAUUGUGCUGGGGUUAACUCUAAACCAAAUGCGCAGAAACAAUUAAGAAGAUCCUGAACUUCACAACAGACAUUUACUCACACGCCAUGCUGUGUUUAGGAGAUUCUGCUGAGUGCCUCCGGGACCAAAUGCAGUGCAUGAUGAGAUCCUUGCAGGACCUGAAGCAGAUAAGCAGACCGAGGCCACUGAGUGAACCAUGUGCUCGGUCCUUUGCUGUGACACGGCUCUGCAAACAGAGGGCACAGCAAGAGCGACUCACUCGUCUACGUGUCUCUGACGCCAGUACAUAUGACUCUGCCUGCUGCCUGGCCAGCACCCUGGAAGAAGAGGAAGAGCAUCAGGAGCAUGAACGGUUAACACGAGACUCCCCAAGCAGUGAAAAGAGUCUGGACUUUGACUCAGGAUACUCUGAGGCUUCUUGGCACGAUGAAGGUGUGGUGCUGAGGAGGACCAGGAAUGUGCGAGUCUCCUCUUCUGCCUGCAUCCGCACGAACCGUGGACCUUCUGGCCGAAUCCGCCCCAAAUCCACUUCGGACGCUUGCCUAGAGCGCUGGACCUCAUUUGAGGCCAGUGACCCAGAGGACUGGACAACAUUGCUGCUGAGCCGCAGCAGGAACAGACAGCCUCUGGUUCUGGGGGACAACAGCUUUGCUGACCUAAUAAAGAACUGGAUGGACCUACCAGAGUGUCCUGAGCCAGCAGAACUAAAACCCAGUGCGGGCCGGCGUCUUGCUAAAGACAUUUUGAUCAAUAUGCGGCGCAAAUUGGCAGGAAUGUCUAAAAGUGUGGAGGUGAGGCCAGCAGACUCCAGGAGGGUCCACAGGGCUGCAGAGGCUCCCAAACGGAUGUCCUGUCCUGUGGGACUCCAGGCUCUCAAACCUUUCUUUCACCAAUCCCACACAGGCCUACAUCAACCAGACACUGACUUCUACCAGUUCACCGCUCUCAUGAAGACAGGCAGCCGACAACCCAUCAUAUGCAAUGACAUCAUUGGAUACAUUUAAGAAAGGCUGUAUUUGCAGGCUGAGCCUUAAUACGAAAUAAAAUAAGAUGAUUCUAUUUUCCUAAUUGGAUUUUUGUCUACAACUUUUGUCUGGAAUAAAAGUGUUUUGGAUUUAA